Messenger RNA from Carlito syrichta (Philippine tarsier), 440 nucleotides. Its product is annotated as GTP-binding protein Rit2. Lineage: Eukaryota; Metazoa; Chordata; Mammalia; Primates; Tarsiidae. Gene Ontology annotation, molecular function: calmodulin binding; GTPase activity; GTP binding. Gene Ontology annotation, cellular component: plasma membrane. The transcript has 4 exons. Gene Ontology annotation, biological process: Ras protein signal transduction; positive regulation of neuron projection development. The annotation marks the transcript as partial. The record is from RefSeq and is a predicted model, not a curated record.
AAGAUGCUUAUAAGACCCAGGUCAGGAUUGACAAUGAGCCAGCGUAUUUGGACAUUUUGGACACUGCUGGCCAGGCAGAAUUCACAGCCAUGAGGGAGCAGUACAUGCGAGGUGGGGAAGGCUUCAUCAUCUGCUAUUCGGUCACCGACCGCCAAUCAUUUCAGGAGGCUGCCAAGUUUAAAGAGCUAAUUUUUCAGGUCCGUCACACCUAUGAAAUUCCCCUGGUGUUGGUGGGUAACAAAAUUGACCUGGAACAAUUCCGCCAGAGGCUCAAUGUAAAUGCUAUUGUUUUAUCUGGAAACAGUAUUUGUUUUGAUGUUCAUGAUGCCGAUAUGCUUAGUAUUCACAAGACUCUGUUCCAUAUGCUAAAAAAAGAGAACCAGUGGGCUAGGAUUAAAAAAAAAAAAGGAAAGGACAUGAAGAUUAUUGUUAUAUUUUGA